Chelonoidis abingdonii (Abingdon island giant tortoise) is the source of this 1419-nucleotide messenger RNA. The record is from RefSeq and is a predicted model, not a curated record. Lineage: Eukaryota; Metazoa; Chordata; Testudines; Testudinidae.
AUGUGGCUGGAAGUGGGAUAUGGGCCGAGAUGGAGCCCUGGGAAGAUCCGGUGUGGCCGGAGGUGGGAUACUGGAGUGAAUGGAGCCCUGGGCAGAUCCAGUGUGGCCGGAGGCGGGAUACUGGAGUCCACGGAGCCUUGGGCAGAUACGGUGUGGCUGGAAGUGGGAUAUGGGCCGAGAUGGAGCCCUAGGAAGUUCUGGUGUGGCCGGAAGCAGGAUACUGGAGUCCAUGGAACCCCUGGCAGAUCCGGUGUGGCCGGAGCCAGGAUACUGGAGUCCAUGGGACCCCGGGCAGAUCUGGUGUGGCCAGAGGCGGGAUACUGGAGUCCAUGGAACCCCGGGCAGAUCCGGUGUGGUCGGAGGCAGGAUACUGGCGUGAAUGGAGCCUCGGGCAGAUCCAGUGUGGCUGGAGGCAGGAUACUGGAGUCCAUGGAGCCCUGGGUAGAUCCGGUGUGGCUGGAGGCAGGAUCCUGGAGUCCCUGGAGCCCCAGGCAGAUCUGGUGUGGCCGGAGGCGGGAUACUGGAGUGAAUGGAGCCCUGGGCAGAUCCGAUGUGGCUGGAGGCAAGAUACUGGAGUCCAUGGAACCCCGGGCAGAUCCAGUGUGGCUGGAGGCAGGAUACUGGAGUGAAUGGAGCCCCGGGCAGAUCCGGUGUGGCUGGAGGCAAGAUACUGGAGUCCGUGGAGCCCUGGCCGAACCAGUGACCGCCCGGCUCAAGGAGCUGCAGCUGCAGCGAGACGACUUUGAGAUCCUGAAGGUGAUCGGGCGCGGCGCAUUCAGCGAGGGAGGAAGGUACCUAGGCCCUGCAUCACCAAGGCGGGAUACCUGCUCCUUUGUACCGGCGGCUUUGGGCUGGCAGCGCCCAGCCAGGACCUGGGGGAGCCGUCCUGAGCGAGGCCGGGCGCUCGCCCCGCUGCCCCCGCCUGCCAUCCCCGUCACCGCCUGGCCAGCACCGCGGGGGUGCCCAGCAGCUCUCCUCUCCGGGAGGCCUCACACCAGAGCUGGGGACGCCUGGGUGCCAGCACGCCAGCCCCCCGGGCCCCUUCCCACCCGGAGCCAGGCUGUGUGGCUUGAGCCCCUCCUGCCAUCAGGGGACCAUCUCUCCAGUUGCCUCCUGGGCCUGCCCUGGCCCUGGGUGUGUCUGCUCCUGCCUGCCAGCCCUCUGGCCUCCCCACUGCAGACCCUGGCCAGCCCCCUCUGCGUGGGACAGCCAGCCCAUGCCCUGCCCAGCCCCAGCGCCACUCCCUCCCACAGAGCCACCCCACGGCCUUGUUCGUCAGCUGGGGAAACUGAGGCAGAGCGAGAGGAAGAGAGGCACCUAAGGAUGCACAGUGAAUCAGGGGCAGAACUGACAAAUGAACCCAGGAGUCCUGGCUCCCAGCCACCCCUCCCCCUGCUCUAACCACUACACCCCACUCUC